ACACGCACCACGCACACGCACCACGCACACGCACCACGCACACGCACCACGCACACCUUAGCCAAUCCACAUAGCCAUAUGCUUAAUUCAAAUAUUUGUGAUCUUGACCGAACCAAAUUUUGUCCGGAACCCAAAACACCCAGCCGAUGUUUCCCAACGACCAUCGCUUUAUUUUGGUCCGUUGCGUAUUCCCCGGAUUAGGGAAACCUAGCAUCCGUAAGCUAGUACAACGUGCUAAUUAGCUCUAAGGUUGUUUUUUUAUUUUAAAGUAUUUCAUAUUUAAAUAGAACUCUUUAAUAUAUUAAGUACGUACUAAAAUGGUUGAAAUGUAAAAAAACACUAGUGGAUAUAUAAAUUACGCACUGCGUAAAUAACAAUACACAGAGCAAGAAGACGUUUAGACUUCUGACUGUCAAUAAACGUAGUAAAAUGUCGGAGUCCGGUCACAGCCAGCCCGGGAUGUACGGACAGGGACGGAGGAGACGUAGACGCAGGGACAGGGAGCCUGGACCACCUGGACAAAACCUCUCCGGACCGAGUCGUGAUCGUGACUACGGCCCUCGGGAGCGAAGAGAUGGAAGCGAGGAGCCGUCUGGUCCACUUCUUCAGAAAACUCCUAUCAUUCUGGCCAAACCACCAGGAGAAAGAGCGAAGUCGAACGCUGCUGUCAGCGGCUCUUUGUUGGAGAAGCCGAUUAUGCUGAUAAAAGCCAGAGAUGAAGGAGGCAAACCGGGGACCACACCAGAUGCUGCUCUUCCACUGUCUGGCUCAGGGGCAGCAAAGCUGGAGAGGGAGGGUCAGCGUCCAACGCAGCCUGUGUAUCAGAUCCAGAAUCGAGGAAUGGGUUCGGCUGCAUCUACUUGUGCUGUUGAUCCUGUGAUUGGACAGACGAAGCUCCUCCCCCCUGAGAAAAUGAAGCACAGCAUUAAACUAGUGGAUGACCAGAUGAAUUGGUGCGACAGUGCUAUGGAGUACCUACGAGACCAGACUGACAUGCUGGUUGUGGGAGUUAUUGGGCUCCAGGGGAUGGGAAAGUCCACCAUCCUGUCUCUCCUCUCAGCCAAUAUGCCUGAAGAAGACCAAAGGGCAUACGUGUUCAAGGCCCAGACGCAGGAGAUCAAAGAGCGAGGGGGAAAUCAAACGACUGGAAUCGACUUCUACAUUACACAAGAGAGAGUGAUCUUCUUAGACACACAGCCAAUUUUAAGCCCUUCGAUCUUGGACCAUCUCAUUAACAAUGACCGCAAGUUGCCGCCUGAGUAUAACCUGCCACACACGUAUGUGGAGAUGCAGUCACUCCAGAUAGCUGCUUUUCUCUUCACUGUGUGUCAUGUGGUAAUCGUGGUUCAGGACUGGUUCACAGACAUCAACCUCUACAGGUUUCUACAAACCGCUGAGAUGCUAAAGCCUUCGACUCCAUCUGGCAGCCACGAUAGUGUCGGAUCAUCAGGACCAGAUGAUGGUUCAGAAUACUAUCCUCACCUAAUUUUCUUACAGAACAAAGCAAGAAGGGAGGAUUUUUGUCCCCGAAACCUGAAAGAUAUGCACAUGGUUGUGGACAAGCUCAUGGCCCACUCCCACCUGAAAUAUAAAGGCAUGCUGUCCAUGUUGGACUGUAAUAUAUUCCCUGGACUGGGUCGGGACUACCUUGAAAAUGAAGUCAAUCUUUUCCUUUUGCCAAUUUUGGAGAAUGAUGGAGAUGACGCUUUGACAAGAGCAGGAUCUGGAUCUACUCCUCUUUUCUCUCUGCUGCCUGGCUACAAAGGCCACCCAAGCUUUUCGUCUCUGAUGUCCAAACUGCGUAGCCAAGUCCUGGCCAUGCCACGCAAUCAACUCUCCCACACCAUCCUCACUGAGAAAAACUGGUUCCACUAUGCUGCCCGAAUUUGGGAUGGGGUAAAGAAAUCCUCUGCGCUAUCCGAAUACAGCCGCUUACUGUCCUGAACCACACAAGACACGUAUCUGAAAAUGCCAGCAAUGAUGAAGGUCUCAGCUGCACAUUCACUAAACUUGGCAACAGUUAUCUUUUGAUCCACAGUGGGUCUGUGGCCAUAUCCUCCAUGAGCAACUAGACCAAGGCUGACUCUUCACUGGAACACCUGAUGUUCAGGCAGUAGCUACAGGAACACACUCUAAUGUACCAUAAAUAGGGAAAUAGAGCACGGAUUUUGGAUCUUCUGACAACUUUUUGAUCCAUCAAUUGUGGUCUACAUCAAAGGUUAAGGGAAAAAGAGCUGAGCUCUGAAUUUUCUCUCACGCACGCUCUAAGAUUUAUUGCUAAUCUGGUCUGUUAUGGUGGCUCCAGAGCCUCUCCUCUGGAUGGGAAACCAGUUCAUUACUGGGCACCAUACAUGCACUGUACUGCAUUUUAUCUUAGCCAGUCCACCUACUUGGCAUGGUGUGAGGAAACAGGAGAAUCUGGAAAGAAAACCCAUAUGGAAACAGCGAGAAGAUGUCUAGAAACACCAGACAUGCAGUAACUCGAGCUCAGGAUCAGACGACCAGCCCUGGAGAUCUGAGGUGACCGGGCUACCCACUGUGCCAGUGUGACACUUAUUUAUUUGCUGUAAAUGAACAAAUUUAAAAUGUAGAUUGUAAGAUUACCUUGUAUGGAAACAAGUUUUUUACGUUUAAUAAAACAACACUGACGUUAAA
This is a messenger RNA of Tachysurus fulvidraco (yellow catfish), 2655 nucleotides long. It is a transcript of the gene smg9, whose product is annotated as SMG9 nonsense mediated mRNA decay factor. The coding region runs from base 430 to 1944 and encodes 504 amino acids. The record is from RefSeq and is a predicted model, not a curated record. Lineage: Eukaryota; Metazoa; Chordata; Actinopteri; Siluriformes; Bagridae. Gene Ontology annotation, biological process: nuclear-transcribed mRNA catabolic process, nonsense-mediated decay. The transcript has 14 exons.